AUGAACCAAAACAAGCAAAAGAGAAAGAAAAGCUAUGGCAAUUCCCUAAAGAAACAAAAAUUUUCAGCACAAUUAUUCGGCAACCUUUUUCCGGAUACUUCAUGGCUCUUACCACAAUCUUUUACUCUUCUUCCAAGUUUUCCUACUCAGCCUAUCAGUCUCUUUCCGACUAUUCAACCUCAACCUGCUCAGCCUUUCAACUUCUUCGCAACUGUGCAACCUCAACCCAUACAGUCUUUCAACUUCGUAACCGCUACAACGAUUGAAAGAAUUGAAGAUGUGCCUAAUCCAGACCUUGAGCCGGGAAUAUUUCCUACACCUAACCCAAGGUCGUGGCCUGUUGGACCAGACUGGAACGAUCCACGCAACACGACAAUAGCGCGUCCGUUCCCCACCGCACACUUGUGGUCCGGAGUUCUGCAAAUAUCUCAGUAUCAUUAA
Molecule: messenger RNA, 441 nt
Organism: Angiostrongylus costaricensis
Lineage: Eukaryota; Metazoa; Nematoda; Chromadorea; Rhabditida; Metastrongylidae
Source: the annotation of a GenBank genome assembly